Molecule: messenger RNA, 261 nt
Organism: Mesorhabditis spiculigera
Lineage: Eukaryota; Metazoa; Nematoda; Chromadorea; Rhabditida; Rhabditidae
Source: the annotation of a GenBank genome assembly
AUGAAGAAUGAAUUAAAAUGCGAAGAAGAUUACGAAGAUAUGUUCAUAACAGAAGAAAAUCAUGGCGACCUACGAGAAGUGAUACGAACACUCAGUAGUGUACUUAACACUCCACGCUCCGAGCAGCUUAAUCCAGGAAUGGUCCACCAAGAAAUGAGAGAUGCUUUACUCGAACGGACGUGGCUGGAGAUUGGAGCGAACAACGCUCCUGCUCCAUAUACGAAGGCGUCUAUCGAAUUAAAAAGCGCCGGGCGCCCGCCC